UCGCCAUGUUCACAAACCCGCAUGAUGGCGAAAGGAGUGUACUGACGGUAGUUGGGAUUUUGCUGAGUUUUGACAGAACGUCAUAAUGUGCAGUUAUGCGAUCGACGAUGGAUAUUUCAGGAGAACUUGUGUACAUUGUGUCUAGUGCUGGAUAAUAUUUCUAGUGGAUUAUACGAAGAGGGGCGGCCUAUUUGUUAGUCUGAUAGAGCACUCGUGCAACCUUCCAUUCAUUGUCAGGGUAGAAGAUAUCCUGUACUGAAUCUUCAAAUUUCAGACGAAAAGUCAGUGGAAUAAUUAUCAUCGCCCGGAAAUUCUGUCACUACACAGAAGCUCACCAUGGAUGGAAAUAUAAGUGUUGAGAAAGACUGCAGUGCCCUUGGCGGUCUUUUCCAAGCGGUUAUCAACGAUAUGAGGGGAAGUUCGCCAAUAUGGGAGGAUUUUACUUACAAGGCAACGAAAAUGCAUUCUUCUCUGAAAUCCACCCUCAUAGCGAUCAGCGCCUUCCUGGAUGCCUUUCAGAAAGUGGCAGAUAUGGCCACCAGCUCUCGAGGAGCAACCAAGGAGAUUGGAUCAGCUCUGACCCGACUGUGCAUGAGACACAGAAGUAUAGAAAGCAAACUCAAGUCAUUCACAGGAUGCAUGCUGGAUACCUUGGUCGCACCGAUUCAGGACAAGCUGGAGGAAUGGAAGAAGGUCGUAGCUCAACUGGAUAAGGAUCAUGCUAAGGAAUAUAAGAAAGCCAGACAAGAAAUAAAGAAAGCAGCUUCAGACACAGUCAGAUUACAGAAGAAAGUGAAGAAAGGCAAGGGUGACAUUCAGAGCAGACUGGACAACGCCAUGCAGGAUGUAAACGACAAGUACCUCCUUUUGGAGGAAUCUGAAAAGAGCUGUGUGCGGACAGCCCUCAUCGAGGAGCGGGCCAGAUACUGUGUCUUCGUCAGUGCUCUCAAGCCGUUUGUUGACAAUGAGAUCAGCCUCCUCACAGAGGUCACGCACCUCCAGGAGAUCAUCGACAGCUUGUGUAAUCAGAGUUCCGACCCCAGUACACUGCCGCCAUCUAGUGAGCAGGUGAUCAUGGACCUGAAGGGGGUCGACCACAGCGUGUGGAACUUUCAGGUAAAGCAGACGCCACCAAGUUCACCCAGCUCACUAGGAUCGCGCAAGUCUAGCAUGUGCAGCAUCAGCAGCAUUAACAGCUCCUCCAGCGGCUCCACGCAGUCGCACUCGCCCAGCCACCACAACGUGCGCAACCGCACAACUUCACAGCAACCGACCGUGGGAACUCAACGCUUAAUGAGCGUGUCAUCACAGGACUCCGGCUUCACGUCCCAGGAUACGCUGUUCUUGCGGCCCACCACUCCCCUAUCCCUUAAUCUGCCACAGAACUCGGACAAGGACAGUACUAGUACUGGUACCCCUGACGUUGACUCCACCCCAACCACACCCUCAGAACACUACCCCGCUACCCCGUCUGCCAGCUCCACAUGGAACAACUGGCCUAAUGCCCCCAACAGCGCGCUCAGAAGGGAGAUGACUUCCGCCCACACACGAUUUCGUCUGCCUAUGAAAAGUCACAUCACAAUCGCCCAGCUCUGA
Messenger RNA from Haliotis rubra (blacklip abalone), 1596 nucleotides. RefSeq names its product protein MTSS 1-like. The record is from RefSeq and is a predicted model, not a curated record. Bases 337 to 1596 code for a protein of 419 amino acids. The transcript has 11 exons. Gene Ontology annotation, biological process: plasma membrane organization; cell projection assembly. Gene Ontology annotation, cellular component: actin cytoskeleton; cytoplasmic side of plasma membrane. NCBI's taxonomy places the organism in Eukaryota, Metazoa, Mollusca, Gastropoda, Lepetellida, Haliotidae. Gene Ontology annotation, molecular function: actin binding; phospholipid binding.